Daphnia pulicaria is the source of this 479-nucleotide messenger RNA. RefSeq names its product cytochrome c oxidase subunit 6B1-like (gene COX6B). The coding region runs from base 130 to 372 and encodes 80 amino acids. Gene Ontology annotation, cellular component: respiratory chain complex IV; mitochondrion. The record is from RefSeq and is a predicted model, not a curated record. The transcript is spliced from 3 exons. NCBI's taxonomy places the organism in Eukaryota, Metazoa, Arthropoda, Branchiopoda, Diplostraca, Daphniidae.
CAGAUGUCUUUUUCAAGAUUGCUGCUAACCAGCCACCAUCUUUACUUUCUUUACUGAUCGGCAUUGAGCUUUAGAUUGGUGGUCUACGUGUAUCAGCCAUCAGAUUCAUUAACCAGUUUCGUCACUAAAAUGUCGGCUAUCGUUACUGAAGAGCUCGUUACGGCCCCAUUUGACCCCCGAUUCCCCAAUCAGAAUCAGACCAGAUACUGCUGGCAAAGCUAUGUUGAUUUCCAUCGCUGUCAAAAGAUCAAGGGUGAAGAUUUUGCCCCUUGCGAGUACUUUCAGAAGGUGUAUAAAUCUGUUUGCCCCAAUUCUUGGAUAGAAAAAUGGGAUUCUCAGCGUGAAGCAGGGACUUUCCCCAAGAAAAUUUAAAGGAUGAAAAUAGCUGAACAUUGAUAGAUGAACUGUAAUUGAACACAACAAAAUAUGUGUAGAUUUCCUGAUUGUGGUCAUGUAAGUAAUACACAACAUGCUCCUCA